This is a messenger RNA of Paramecium pentaurelia, 940 nucleotides long. Lineage: Eukaryota; Ciliophora; Oligohymenophorea; Peniculida; Parameciidae. The record is from the annotation of a GenBank genome assembly.
AUGAAUCACCACACAUGGGAUGCUUACAGCAAAAGUUAUUUAAACAUUUAGAAAAAUCCUGCUACAUUUUAACUCACUUUAAUGAAUAUGUUGAGAUUUGAGCAAGCAGAUGAGUAAUAAUUAUGGAAUAAUAUUAGAAUUUUAGAUGCAGGAUGUGCAGGUGGACAACUACAUUAAUAUAUUUUACAGUAAAGGAAAAAGAAUUGUAAAUUGACUGCAUGUGAUUUUUCUAUGGAAAUGGUCAAGUUAGCAUCUGCAAGAAUGUUAAAAUUUUUAAAUAACCCACUUGAUGGAGCAAUAUCAGAAAUCAGUGCUUAAGAGAUUGAAAAUGUUGAUUUAAGUAAUUUUGAUGUUCAAAUUUUAUAGAUAGUCCAUUAUUCGAAUAAAACAAAUAUAAAGUCUUUUAAGGAGAUGUUUAAUCAUUACCUUAGUUGAAUGAUAAUUAAUUUGAUAUUUAUAUUUCAAAUAUGGUGAUACAUUUAGUAGAGAAUAAAGAUCUAGCACUAUAGGAGGCUUUUAGAGUAUUAAAGCCUGGAGGGAAAAUAGGAAUUGUGAUUCCAGUAGUUUCUGGGAAUUUAUUAAUGUCAACAUUAACUAAAUGCUUUAUAUAAGCUGGUUUAAUAAAAGAUAUGCCAUUUAAACCAACCGAUAUUGAAACAAGGGAAGAUAUAAUAAAUUUCUUAUAUAAACAUGGUUUUAAAGAGAUUGGUAAUAUAUAUUAAUAAUUAUAGUAUGUUGGAAUUAAACAAUUCCAUUUGAUUUAUUUGAUAUAGAUGAUAAUUAUAUUUUUCCAUAAUUUAGAGAAAUUUUAGAUAAAGCUUCAAAAGAAUAAGUUGAUUAAUUCUAUUCAUUAUAUAAAUCAGAAGUAUAAAAUAGAUUGAAUCUAAAUCUACCAUUUACAGUUGAAGCAUUAUCUUUGAUAGCUAAAAAACCAUUAUGA